UAACCAGAAAUCCCUUAAAAGGUAAGGACCAGUAAUCAGGCUGAGCUAAGCUCAUGGGUAGUACGAGACAGGCUUAAAGCACUGAAGGAAGAAAGAAGAGAACCCAAGCGUGAGAGAAAGCAAAACAAAACAAGUAAAGAGAGGAAGAAAAACAUUUCUAAAGCGGGGGUUGGCAGGAAGCCACCGCAAUUACAGCAGGUCAACCCUUGUCAAUAGCUGGUCACCUCAAGAACUUACCAUUAAAACCCUCGGCUACACAGACCCCACUUUUAAAAGGUUAUUAAUUCUGACAUGCCCAAGUUCAUCUGAGUUCCUUAGAAAGAGCAACCAGCAGCACCUACUUCACGACCUAUCCUCCAUUCCAUUCAAAUAACGCAGCCAAUAGGAAAAUCCUCCGCCCUGAGCCAACGACUCGGCGUAGCUGAGACAGCCCGGGAGGCAGAUCUGCGCUGUAGAGCCUUGUGGUUCCACUGCUGGCCUCCGGAUUCCCGGGAGCCCCCAGCCCGACAGGACAACCUUCCUUCCCCGCUUCCUCCUUUCCAGGUCUGUCCCAGCCCCCGCUGCCUGGGCCACACCCGCUUCCCUCCGGUGGCCCAGCCACCCCCGCCGCAGUUCGCGGGAGCGCUCUUCCUGGGGCGGGCGCAGGCCCAGGGCGCAUGCGCACUGGUCGAAGGGCGCCUCCCAGUCCCGAUCUCGCGAAGUUACGUUAGAUUGGCCGCCGGUGACGGGUGGCCGUGCUGGGGGCGGGAGGGCUUCUGUGGUAGGAAGGGAGGUCCGCUCGGCCGGGUGCGCCGCCCCAGUGCUCUGUGGGAUACUGGAAGUCUCGAGCGUCGGCUCCGGGUUCCCAGCCCUCCUCUGGCCCGCGCUCAUAGAAACAUUCACACACCCCCUGCCUCCCCUCUCUUCCCUCUCCGCCUCCCCCUUCCCCCCCUCGCGAUAAGAAGACCCGGCGGCAGGAGAGGGGAUGAAGAUGGCGGACGCGAAGCAGAAGCGGAACGAGCAGCUGAAACGCUGGAUCGGCUCCGAGACGGACCUCGAGCCUCCGGUGGUGAAGCGCCAGAAGACCAAGGUGAAGUUCGACGAUGGCGCCGUCUUCCUGGCUGCUUGCUCCAGCGGGGACACGGACGAGGUCCUCAAGCUGCUGCACCGCGGCGCCGACAUCAAUUACGCCAAUGUGGACGGACUCACUGCCCUGCACCAGGCUUGCAUUGAUGACAAUGUUGAUAUGGUGAAGUUUCUGGUAGAAAAUGGAGCAAAUAUUAAUCAACCUGAUAAUGAAGGCUGGAUACCACUACAUGCAGCAGCUUCCUGUGGAUAUCUUGAUAUUGCAGAGUUUUUGAUUGGUCAAGGAGCACAUGUAGGGGCUGUCAACAGUGAAGGAGAUACACCUUUAGAUAUUGCGGAGGAGGAGGCAAUGGAAGAGCUACUUCAAAAUGAAGUUAAUCGGCAAGGGGUUGAUAUAGAAGCAGCUCGAAAGGAAGAAGAACGGAUCAUGCUUAGAGAUGCCAGGCAGUGGCUAAAUAGUGGUCAUAUAAAUGAUGUCCGGCAUGCAAAAUCUGGAGGUACAGCACUUCACGUUGCAGCUGCUAAAGGCUAUACGGAAGUUUUAAAACUUUUAAUACAGGCAGGCUAUGAUGUUAAUAUUAAAGACUAUGAUGGCUGGACACCUCUUCAUGCUGCAGCUCAUUGGGGUAAAGAAGAAGCAUGUCGAAUUUUAGUGGACAAUCUGUGUGAUAUGGAGAUGGUCAACAAAGUGGGCCAAACAGCCUUUGAUGUAGCAGAUGAAGACAUUUUAGGAUAUUUAGAAGAGUUGCAAAAGAAACAAAAUCUGCUCCAUAGUGAAAAACGGGACAAGAAAUCUCCACUAAUUGAAUCAACAGCAAAUAUGGACAAUAAUCAGUCACAGAAGACCUUUAAAAACAAAGAGACGUUGAUUAUUGAACCAGAGAAAAAUGCAUCCCGUAUUGAAUCUCUGGAACAAGAAAAGGUUGAUGAAGAAGAAGAAGGAAAGAAGGAUGAGUCUAGCUGCUCUAGUGAAGAAGAUGAGGAAGAUGACUCGGAAUCAGAAGCUGAAACAGAUAAGACAAAACCCCUGGCUUCUGUAACUAAUGCCAACACUUCUAGUACACAAGCAGCUCCUGUAGCUGUUACAACACCUACUGUGUCAUCAGGUCAAGCAACACCUACAUCACCUAUUAAAAAGUAUGAUUUCAUUGCUCCUAUCAUGCCUGUGGUGGAAUCAGUAGAUCCUGCAUCAUGGAGGCAGGGCUUGCGCAAAACUGGCAUUGUUCUUGUGCCCAGUAAGGGUGAAAAAUCUAUGUUUCCAACCACAGCUACAAAAAUUUCUCCCAAAGAAGAAGAGAGAAAAGAUGAGUCUCCUGCAACUUGGAGGUUAGGACUUAGAAAGACGGGCAGCUAUGGUGCACUUGCUGAAAUCACAGCAUCUAAAGAGGGCCAGAAAGAAAAAGAUACUGCAGGUGUUACACGUUCAGCUUCAAGUCCCAGACUUUCCUCCUCUUUGGAUAAUAAAGAAAAGGAGAAAGAUAGUAAAGGAACUAGGCUUGCAUAUGUUGCACCUACAAUACCAAGACGACUAGCCAGUACAUCUGACAUUGAAGAGAAAGAAAACAGAGAUUCUUCAAGUUUGCGAACAAGUAGUUCAUAUACAAGGAGAAAAUGGGAAGAUGAUCUUAAAAAAAAUAGCUCAAUUAAUGAAGGAUCAACGUAUCAUAAAAGUUGCUCCUUUGGUAGAAGACAAGAUGAUUUGAUUAGUUCUAGUGUUCCAAGCACCACAUCAACACCAACAGUUACCUCUGCAGCUGGGCUUCAGAAAAGCCUGCUUUCCAGCACAAGCACUACUACAAAGAUUACAACGGGUUCUUCCUCAGCAGGCACACAAAGCAGUACCUCAAAUCGUUUGUGGGCUGAGGAUAGUACUGAAAAAGAAAAGGACAGUGUUCCUACGGCAGUGACCAUUCCUGUUGCUCCAACUGUUGUAAAUGCUGCAGCUUCUACCACAACCCUGACUACAACUACUGCUGGCACUGUCUCCUCCACAACAGAGGUCAGGGAGAGACGCAGAUCAUACCUCACUCCUGUUAGGGAUGAAGAGUCUGAAUCCCAAAGAAAAGCAAGAUCUAGACAAGCAAGACAAUCUAGAAGAUCAACACAGGGAGUGACAUUAACUGAUCUUCAAGAAGCUGAGAAAACAAUAGGAAGAAGUCGUUCUACCCGAACCAGAGAACAAGAAAAUGAAGAAAAAGAAAAAGAGGAAAAAGAAAAACAAGAUAAAGAGAAACAAGAAGAAAAGAAGGAGUCAGAAACAUCUAGAGAAGAUGAAUAUAAACAAAAGUACUCCAGAACGUAUGAUGAGACUUACCAGCGUUAUAGGCCAGUAUCAACUUCAAGUUCAACCACUCCAUCCUCUUCACUUUCUACUAUGAGCAGUUCACUCUAUGCUUCAAGUCAACUAAACAGGCCAAAUAGUCUUGUAGGCAUAACUUCUGCUUACUCCAGAGGAAUAACAAAAGAAAAUGAAAGAGAGGGAGAAAAAAGAGAAGAGGAGAAAGAAGGAGAAGAUAAAUCACAACCUAAAUCAAUCAGAGAACGACGACGACCAAGAGAGAAAAGAAGAUCUACAGGAGUUUCAUUUUGGACACAAGAUAGUGAUGAAAAUGAACAAGAACAACAAUCAGACACAGAAGAGGGAUCCAAUAAGAAAGAAACUCAGACGGAUUCCAUUUCUAGAUAUGAAACCAGUUCUACAUCAGCUGGUGAUCGAUAUGAUUCCUUGCUGGGUCGCUCUGGAUCAUACAGUUACUUAGAAGAAAGAAAACCUUACAGCAGCAGGCUAGAAAAGGAUGACUCAACUGACUUUAAAAAGCUUUAUGAACAAAUUCUAGCUGAAAAUGAAAAGCUGAAGGCACAGCUACAUGAUACAAAUAUGGAACUAACAGAUCUUAAAUUACAGUUGGAAAAGGCCACCCAGAGACAAGAAAGAUUUGCUGAUAGAUCACUGUUGGAAAUGGAAAAAAGGGAACGAAGAGCUCUAGAAAGAAGAAUAUCUGAAAUGGAAGAAGAGCUCAAAAUGUUACCAGACCUAAAAGCAGACAACCAGAGGCUAAAGGAUGAAAAUGGGGCCUUGAUCAGAGUUAUAAGCAAACUUUCCAAAUAAAAAAAAGAAAGAAAAAAGCAGCAAGUAAUGGAAUUGCACAUAUUAGUAACCCAGUGGACCAUAAUUGGCAGUCACUGGAAGUCUGGGAAGAAUCCUUGGAGACUGUCAUUUUCGGAUAUCCUGCCAAAUGCCCUCUUAUCUAGAAUUUUUGUUUCAUUUUGUUUAAUUUUCUGGGGUGUUUUUGUUGUUGUUGGUUUUUUUUUUUUUUUUUUAAUCAAGACCAUUGUUUCAUGUUAAUGCAGCUGCUGAGAAGAUUUUUUUUUAAUGACUGAGAAAACUUGUUUACAGCUCCAGCAUAUAAGGAAAGUGUUCAAGGCCAGAUAUGCCUCAGAUAUUUAACCAGUAAGCCUUAGUUGUACAUAAAUACUUUUGUGUCAACAAAAACUUUCAGCUCUCACAGAAGACAGUUACUCAACAUUUUUUGAUGUGCCACAGUUUCAAGUUUUUCGAUAUUUAAAUUUUUUGGCUUUUCAUCUAAGUUUGGGUUUGUAUUUUUUCCUUCUAAACUCUUCAUGUGGCAGAGUCUUCUAUGUUUUCACAGCUUUUUCAUUACAGAAAAGAACACUUGCUCUUCUGUGAUUAUUGUCAUGUAUUAGGCUAAUGCUGUGUUGUCUCCCACCUGGAACUGAAUUGCUUGGUGGAACAUAUGCUUUCACUGUUUGUGCAAUAUGCAUUUAUUUCUUAUAUGAAUGCUUUAAAGUCAUUUGAGAUUAGAUCUUUUAAUUCCUAUUUUCUGCUUCAUUGGUCACUUUUUUUUUAUUGUAGUAUAAGAUGUUAGAUUCUGUAAUCUUCACAUUCAUUUUAGCAGGUACUGAGUGAUGCUGUAUAUACAAAUAAGUGUAUUGUUUUGAUUUUUAGACCACCACAUGGCAUGCUUGACUAUUUCUUAUUUCAAAUGUCUGCUAAUGCAGAGUAGGCUACUCCAUGAUAGUGUUAAAAAACAAAAUUUGCUAACAAUGUGAUAUAAAGACUUUAAAAGUUACACAUUAUGUGGAGCCCUAUCUUUACAAAAGUUUCCUACUGUAAAGUGCUUUUAUUUUCAGUUUUCAUUUGAUAGUACUCAACCAUAAUUAAAGUUGCAUAAGAUAAUUGCUUUACAUUUCACAUACCUAUAUUUAUCUGAGUGCUGUCUAAAACUGUUGUGCUAGCCAAAGUAAUGCUAUGAAAUCAUUUGCAGAAUUAACCCGUGAGUUAAUGUUAAAUGCACUGUUAUUGCCAUGUGAAGAGGCAUCGACUUUGAUACCACCAUCAUGUUCAGACCAUUUUAUACAUUUCAGUGGCCUUUUUUUUUUUUUAAGGAAAAAAAAAGCGCAAAACCAAGUACAUAGUGACGAUGGCUUUUAUUUGGACAAAUAGCUUUUAUAUUUUCAUUAAACCAUGCAAAAAAUACUACAUCUUUCUGGCACAUAACUGUCUCCUUAACCACUGAACAGUUCAGCCAUUUGAAUAAAUUGUACAUUGUAAAGCUUAUAGUAGCUGAUUGUAUUAUUGAUUGUAUUGUAUACUAUAUUAAAUGUGAAUUUGUACCCCUUCAUUUUAAAAGGUCAUUGUGUUCUACUGCCUAUUUUAGAUUACUUUGGGGUUGGGGAAGGGUGUUUUGGUAAGCAGGAUUUUAAGUCCUCUCUCUCUUGAUUGGUUUUAUGAAGAUAUAAGGUUAUGCUCUUACUACCAAGCUCAGGAUUCUUGAUUUUAAAGGUACAAGGAUAGUUGUGGGAGUUUUAUUUUUGGUUAUAUUUGAACUGUAUGAAUGGUAGGUCUGAAUAUUGAGAAUUUCCAUGGUCUUAUGUGGAGGUAAAAUAUACAGAUAACUGAUCAGUUUGAGUGACUGCAACAUGUUCUGGUUGCACAACAGUUAGGCAUGCUAUGGUUUAUAUUUGUGAAGUUUGGAUGCCUGUGAAGAAUGAUUAAAUACAUGUUUCUAAUAUUUUAGUGUUUUGUAUUUAGGUUAUUUAUUCUUUGUAUCUAAAACUGAACAGCUACUGUGCUAUAUUGAUUUUAUUGGUAGUAUUGAGCAGACCUUGUUUCUGCAUGAAACUAGUUGCAAAACCCACUAUUUUGGAAAUAAAAAUGUAUUUUGACAUAUACAAAUAAAAUGAAUAAAACUAUUUUAAAUGUGUGAACUUUUAAUGAAGACAUUUUAAAUUUUGUUCUGAGAUAUUUAAAUUCUGCAUGGGUAUUUUUUCACUAAUUGCUUUACUUGGAUACCAAUUUGAAUAAUUUCUGAAAUUGUAAUAUUGUGAUAAUUUGCACAGCAUUGUACAUGCACAUCUGUAAAUGCAAUCUUAAUUGCCAUAUUUAUGCAAUCUGUGUACCAAUUUGGACAAAUGUUUAUAUAUUUUACAUAAAGCUGUCUGUAUGCAGAAUCUGAGAA
Gorilla gorilla gorilla (western lowland gorilla) is the source of this 6545-nucleotide messenger RNA. It is a transcript of the gene PPP1R12A, whose product is annotated as protein phosphatase 1 regulatory subunit 12A. The transcript has 26 exons. Gene Ontology annotation, biological process: signal transduction. Gene Ontology annotation, molecular function: enzyme inhibitor activity; phosphatase regulator activity; protein kinase binding. Gene Ontology annotation, cellular component: cytoplasm; A band; Z disc. The record is from RefSeq and is a predicted model, not a curated record. Lineage: Eukaryota; Metazoa; Chordata; Mammalia; Primates; Hominidae. The coding region runs from base 965 to 4174 and encodes 1069 amino acids.